CUAAUUGGGACUGAUAAAACCUGACACCAGCUGAUGUGUGCUGACUAUUUUGUAUACAACCAGAAAAGGGUGAAUUUUACAGUUGCUGACAUGCGCUGCAGUCAAAGCCUUUUGGAGUUUUCUUGUAUUUUCUUGUGAUUAUUCUAAUGGGUGACUGAUGUAACAGGAGCCAUAUGGAGUAAAAGUCAUCGCUGGCACAGGUAAACACCCAAUCAAGGAUCUGAAAUCACCGGAAAAUUGACAGUAAAGGAUCAGACCAAACUGUGAAUAAACAGUACCUAGUAGAAGGAUGAGAGAGAAGAAGUCUGACGGAACAACAAACAAACAAGCCACGGCCUCAUUCAACCUGUUCCUCUCAUGAAAAUCCAUAUAUUCAUCAGAAUGUCAUCCAGUGGUGGGGUUCCUCUCAAUAUUAGUGACUCAGUCCUCCAUGGCAUUCUAAGUUCAUCCUCACCCUCUUCUUCUCCCUCCACCACCCCUCCAUCUCCAUCCUGCAGCAUAGAAGAGUCCUACAAGUACAUUUUCCUCCCCAUCUGUUAUUCUUUCACAUUCAUCUUCAGCAUUUCCCUUAACUCUGUUGUCCUCUACCGUUCCUUCCGCCAGACCAAACGCUGGAAUGCCUCUCUUAUCUACAUGGUCAACCUAGCCUCUACAGACUUCAUGUACGGCCUGUCACUGCCAUUCCUUGUGGCUAGCUACAUCAUGCAAGACCGUUGGGUCUUUGGGGACUUUAUGUGCCGCCUUGUCCGUUUUCUCUUUUACUUUAACCUCUACUGCUCCAUCUUCUUCCUCACUUGCAUCUCUGUGCACAGAUACCUCGGUAUCUGCCACCCAAUGAAAGUGAUCACACUGGAGACCAAGAAGGCUGUCAAGUACACUUGUGUUCUGGUUUGGAUUGUGGUUUUUGCUUUGACUUGCCCUAUAUUCCGGUUUGCUCAGACUGGUCAUGUGGCAAGAAUGGGCGGGGCUGGCACCAAUGCAAGCAUAACUGAAGAGCCAAACUAUGAGAUAUCAGCUAUUAAUGGUAAUGCAAGCCAUGAUAACUUGGGAGGUGUCCCUGAGGAAUACCAGAACUGUUGGGAUGAUGCAAUAGAUAAGGAGUUCCCUGAUUACAUACCCUAUGGCAUCAUACUCCAUUUGCUGGGCUUUUUUUUGCCUUUUUCUAUAAUUGCUUGGUGUUACUCUCAUGUUGUUCUAACCAUAUUUAGAACUCUGCAUUCACGCCCCUCAUCCCACAGAGGCAAGAAAGAGGGAGGACAUGAGGGAGUGGAGAGAAGAUGGAGAACAAACUUGGCAACAGCUGGAAGAGAAAGAAGAGGAAGCAAUGAACUGUCAAGGACAGUUGGAAGAGAUGGAGGAAUUUCCAUGUUUCUUGGUGCCCACUCCCCAUAUGCCAAUCGCAGACGCAAAUCUAUCAGGACCAUUAUCACUAUCACUCUCCUCUUUGCUCUUUGUUUCCUCCCCUUUCAUGUCACCAAAACAAUUUUCCUCCUGUUGAAAGUGACAAAGAGAGUUCCCUGUCCUACCAUGACCAUGGUCUCCAUGUGCUAUAAGAUUACAAGGCCUUUGGCGUCAUUCAACGCUUGGCUUAAUGCCCUACUUUACUUCCUAACUAAAGACAAGGGGGGAGCUCAUUGCUGCCAGACAGUAAACAGCAACACUCAGCAACAUGGUGGGCUUCUGUUACCACUGAAGAUGAUGAGAAAAGGAGAGAAUGCAGAGAAUGAGAUGGAAGACAUAAUGGACAAUAAGGAGAAUAAAGCAUUUAAGAGUCCGUCAUACGUAAACAGAGCAAAAGUCACAUAUAUAGUUGAAUGAAAGUUUUUUUUGAGAAAUAAAAGAAUGAAUUUUUUAUGCACUGCAGGUUGUCUUUUAAUAGAAAAAAUAUAUAAUACAAUGUAUAAUAUGAGCACUGUAGCAAAAGCAGUGAUUAAAGAUGACCCAAGCAAGACAAUGAAUAUAACAUUUAUUUGCUGAUGCUUGUGGUUCAAUGAACAGCAUUCUUUGAAGCUUAGUUAGUAUAAACAGCAUGAAUGACAAUGUGACCUUAUUAUGUAAACUACAUUAUUUUGUUUUAUAUGGUAGCCUAUAUGGUAUUUAUAAUGUUACAGAUUUAAAAUGAUACUCUGCUAACCUUUAUGAUCACUAACUGUUUUAUUCUCAUCCAACCAAACAUGUUCCAAAUGGCUACCCCCAAAAAGCCAGUUGUCUCAUGAAGGAGAAAGUUUAGAAAGAAGGCAAUCAUAAACAAGUGAUGAUAGUAUUCCAGUCAAAAUAGAGCUUGAGAGAUAAGUACAGCAUCUGCACACAUGGAGCCCUUUUCACACCUUUCCAACUGAUGUUUUAAAGUGAGGGCGUAGGUGCAUAUCAGCCUGGUGUUCUUGGGAAGUUGUUGUGAUGGUUGGGAAAUCAGUGUUGGGCAAGUUACUGGAAAAAUGUAAUUAAUUUCUAAUUUGAAAAUGUAUUUCACUACACAAGUUUAAAAGUGAGCCUAGCUCAGUCAAAGUUGCCUUAAAAAGCACUUAAGCCUCACACCCAUGGAUCAGCGUAUUUAGCGUUUAACAAGUGUAGAAUCGGAUAAAGCUGGCAGCAAUACUAUUUGGAGGUACUUACAUACACAUUGUAACACACAUACCCUACUUUAAACAAAUCUGCUGAAUCUAUGCAUUGCCAUGGCAUUUCAGCAAGUCAUAUUUGUCCUAAUUUGGUAGAGGCCAACUGCCCCACCACUUUAUUAUGAAUAAUUCACAAGUACGCAUUCUAAUGUAGGGAAUACAUGUCUUUGAAAUUCAAUAUUAUUUAAUAUAAGGUAUAUGUGAAUAUAUGGACAUUUGAACCAAACAUGUUUCAGAGGAUUGUCAAUCGAUUAAUCAAAUUUUAUUUGGAUAGUCCUAUUCACAAAUCAUAAAUGACUCAUAGAGCUUUAAAAAGGUGUGACAUCCUCAACAAGAGGAAACAAUACAAAAAAAACUUUAACAGGUUAAAGUGCUUUAUUCGUUAUAUACAGAUGGAUAACAUGAAAGCACCCAAAAGUGAAGGCAAAGAAUAUAGAUUUUCAGGUAGUUUCUAUCAUUUAAGUUAUUUUGUUGAAAUAUUGAAGUGUCUGAUAAGUUUGGUUUAAAUUUAAUAUUAGAUGUUAUGAAAAUGGCGUUAGAUGGCAUGAUUGACAGCUGACAUUGACUCGAAAUUGGUUGAGCGCAUGUAUCGGUAGAGGUCGAUUCCCCUUACAAUGAUCACUACUGGACUGGACUCUGGCUCCAAAUGACAUAAUCAGCACAACAUGGUAGCACAUAUAUCCACUACAGUGGGAGGUUCUCUGCCCAGACGCAAUCACAACAGCAACAAAUCCUCAGAGGUGGAGCAGCCAGGUGCAGCAGACAGAGACAGGAAGUGAUGCAUUAACUCAGCUGCAGAUCAUGUGACUUUUUUAACAUCACACAGACACACAGUCAGCUCUUGUAUCCACAAACUCUCUAGACAUCUUAUAGAUUAGUAUAUGUGUCCGACACUUCUAUUUCAUUGGGAGAUUGAUUUUUGAAUGAAUUUCUACAUUUUUGCAUUUGUCACUUAUUGCUCUAAAUAUAAUUCUCACAUAAAAUGCUCCUUCCUUUCUACAAACCUUGUAAUAGGAGGCCAGGUGGAUAAAGCCUCAGAUAUCCGGAGCGUUCGCACAUGCACCUCCUCCUGAGGAAAUACAGACGAUCUACAGAGUUCAGUACAUGUCUGAAGUCACUGAACUCUACUGGAGGGAUGGAAAACCAUAAUUCCAAAAGAUAGUCACAUAUUUAAUGUUUUGGUGGUGGAGAGUGCUGUAACACAUUCAUAUCUCCCCUAAGUGUUCAGUAAGGUUAAGUUAUUGACUGUGAAGACCAUUGAAUAUUAUUGAGAUCAUUUUCAGCCCAAUCAGCCCUCAUGCCAUGAGUGGAAGCAUCUGUAUUUGCUUCGGCACUCAUUUAUUAAGGUAUUUUCUUUGAUUGUUAUCAGUCCGCAUAGGUGACAACAUUGUGUGUUCAUUUCAUACGUUACAUUACUGCCUUUUUUGUUGUUAAUGCUGUCACUUUUUCAUGUUUUCUUUUAUCUCAAAGAUCUAUUAAUGAGCUUACAGUGUUAU
This is a messenger RNA of Platichthys flesus (European flounder), 4111 nucleotides long. RefSeq names its product P2Y purinoceptor 3. Bases 358 to 1818 code for a protein of 486 amino acids. Gene Ontology annotation, cellular component: membrane. The transcript has 2 exons. Lineage: Eukaryota; Metazoa; Chordata; Actinopteri; Pleuronectiformes; Pleuronectidae. The record is from RefSeq and is a predicted model, not a curated record. Gene Ontology annotation, biological process: G protein-coupled receptor signaling pathway. Gene Ontology annotation, molecular function: oxysterol binding; G protein-coupled receptor activity.